Molecule: messenger RNA, 9693 nt
Organism: Oryctolagus cuniculus (rabbit)
Lineage: Eukaryota; Metazoa; Chordata; Mammalia; Lagomorpha; Leporidae
Source: RefSeq, a predicted model, not a curated record
UCCUGCCCGGUUUACUAUGGGAACGGGAGGAGGAGACAAACGGCCAAGAGCCGUUCAGACGCAGGGGAACAGCCACUGGUGCAGAAGCCAAAUCCAAGAAUUUCCCUCUGGGCUCUGGCACUAGCCCACAGACCGGGAAGGUUGCGCUGACCCUAAGAAUCAGCGCAGCAUUUAGUUCACAAAAUGCAGGGUCUGGCUUCUCAGAUUUUUACUCAGUAAGCAGGGAAAAGGAGUUAAAAUCUGCUUUUCUAGUAGCCUCGGGAUUCUGCGCCAGCAACCUGAGGACCUCACGCUGAGACCACCCUGAGACGCAAAGCCAGCCUCAGGUUCGCACGGGGAGGCGGGACGUCUGGAGCGGCAGCGCGCAUGCGCGCGCUCGACCGCGAGCGCGCCGCGUCCCAGAGACGGCGCAUGCGUUGGCUCGGCCCCCCAGCGAGGGCGCGCAGCUUCGCGGGCCGGCUCCGCCAAUCGGAGCCCGGCGUACUUUGAAGUUCUGUCCAUCUAACCUGAGACUCACAGACAUCUUGGACAAUUUUGAUCAUCAAUAAAGAAGUUUAUAAUUAAGUAACAGUGGGGUUUUUGAAAGAGCUAGAAGAAUUAUCAUGAAUUUAAACACUUCGAGUAAUCCCACUGGUGAUACCCAAAGGUUAAAGAAUGCCUCACUGGAUCUCAAGCAAGCAAUUAAAAAUGAAACAGAUUUGGAUAUUAUCGCUGAUCUGAGAAAGAAACUCCAUCGGGCUAAGAAAGAAAAAUUAGAAAUAACAACUAAGCACAAUGCAGAGCUGGCAAGCUGUGAGAGCCAGAUUGCCAAGCUACGGUCCGAGGUUGAAAAAGGAGAAGCAUUGCGACAAAGUCUGGAAUACGACCUGGCUGUCGCUAGAAAGGAAGCUGGUCUUGGAAGACGGGCUGCUGAAGAAAGAUUAGCUGAGGCACACAGGAUCCAAGAAAAACUCUGUGCUCAGAAUUCUGAACUUCAAGGAAAGACAAAUGAGAUUGAGAAAGAAUUUCAGACUUCCCAGGAGAAAUGGAAAGAAGAAUGCAGAAGAUUUGAACAUGACUUGGAGGAAAGAGACAAUAUAAUUCAAAAUUGCCAUCGAGAAUAUGAUUUGCUUAUGAAAGAGAAAAGCAGACUAGAAAAAACUCUGCAGGUUGAAGGAAGAAAGAUAAUUUUUAUUGGUCUAACAGUAAAGCAAGAUUUUAUCCAUAUAAAGGAAGCGUUGGAAAAACAUCAGCAGGAGAAGACUGAGAUGGAGUCUCAUAUCAGGGAGACAGCAUUGGAGGAUUUUAGAUUACAAGCAGAACAAUGGGAAGCAGAAAGAAGAGAGUUGCAAUUUAUAGUACAGGAGCAAGAUAGUGCUGUACAAAAUAUGCACAAGAAAGUAGAACAAUUAGAAACUGAACAUAUGGACUGCUCUGAACUCUUACAGCGACAAACGAAUGAACUUGAAUUUAGCACUCAACGAGAGGAACGUCUUAGAAAAGAAUUUGAGGCAACUACUCUAAGAGUGAGGAAAUUAGAAGAAAAUAUUGAAGCAGAAAGAGCAGCACAUCUGGAAUCAAAAUUUAAUUCUGAAAUUAUUCAGUUACGGAUCCGAGACCUUGAAGGAGCUUUGCAAGUAGAGAAGGCUAGCCAAGCAGAAGCUGUUGCCGAUUUGGAAAUGAUCAAGAAUGAAUUCAAAGAAGUUGAAAGUGCAUAUGAACGAGAAAAGCUCAAUGCACAAGAGAGCUUUGCAAAACUAAAUUUGUUAGAAAGAGAGUAUUUCUCCAAAAACAAGAAACUAAAUGAAGAGAUCGAGGAACAGAAGAAAGUAAUUAUAGACCUUUCAAAGAGACUUCAGUAUAAUGAAAAAAGUUGCAGUGAAUUACAGGAAGAACUUGUAAUGGCAUCCAUGGGGGAUUUUGGAAGAUAUUCCCUGUGGACAGGUGUUAUUUUGUCCUAUCAUAUCUAUUCUCCCAUUUCUUCUGUAUUUGCUAAGAAGCACCAGGCCUUCCUAGUAGAGACAUGUGAAAAUAACGUGAAAGAAUUGGAAUCGAUCUUGGACAGCUUUACUGUGUCGGGCCAGUGGACAUCAGGCAUCCACAAGGACAAAGAUAAACCUCCCAGCUUCUCUGUUGUCCUUGAGACUUUGAGGCGUACCUUGACAGAUUACCAGAACAAGCUGGAAGAUGCAUCUAAUGAGCUAAACAGCAUGAGUGAUGCCAAGGAAAAGGUGUCUAAUGAACUUGAUUCUAGCAGACAGAAGAUAGACUCUCAUUCUAAAAAUAUAAAGGAACUUCAGGAUAAACUGGCUGAUGUCAAUAAAGAGUUAAGUCAUUUACGCACUAAAUGUGCAGACCGCGAGGCUUUAAUAGGCACCUUAAAAGUGGAACUACAAAAUGUGCUACACUGUUGGGAGAAAGAAAAGGCGCGUGCAACCCAAUCUGAAAGUGAACUGCAGAAGCUUUCCCAGGCGUACCGCAAGGACACUGAGGAGAAGCUAACCUUCCUUCAUACCUUGUAUCAGCACUUGGUAGCAGGCUGUGUGCUCAUAAAACAACCAGAAGGCAUGCUGGAUAAAUUCUCUUGGUCUGAGCUUUGUGCAGUUUUGCAGGAGAAUGUUGAUGCCCUGAUCGCAGACCUCAACAGGGCUAAUGAGAAGAUAAGCCAUUUAGAGUAUAUCUGUAAGAACAAGUCUGACACAAUGAGAGAGCUUCAGCAGACCCAGGAAGAUACCUUUCACAAGGUGGCAGAGCAGAUCAAAGCUCAAGAGAGCUGCUGGAACAAACAGAAGCAGGAACUAGAGCUGCAGUAUUCUGAACUCCUCCUGGAGGUGCAGAAGAGGGCACAGAAAUUUCAAGAAAUUGCAGAAAAAAAUAUGGAAAAAUUGAACCGUAUGGAGAAGUCACAUGAACAGUUGGUUCUUGAAAAUUCACACUUCAAAAACAUGUUAUCAAAGACUCAAAGAGAACAGACAUCCUUGCUGGCAGCCUGUGCACUGAUGGCUGGUGCUCUGUAUCCACUCUAUAGCCGCUCAUGUGCCUUAUCUACACAGAGAGAUUUUCUCCAGGAGCAGGCCAAUACUUUUGAAUUGUUUAAGUUGGAAAUCAGAACACUAGCCCAGGCAUUGUCAACUGUAGAGGAAAAGAAGCAAGAGGAAGCCAAGAUGAAGAAAAAGCCAUUCAAAGGAUUGAUACGUGUUUUUCGGAAAGGUGCCAUUGCAAUAUUAGCAGCAAACAGACUCAAGAUCUUGGGCCAGUCGUGUGCCUCUCUUUUUACCUGGAUGGAGAGUUUCAAAGAAGGCAUUGGCAUAUUAGUGUGUACAGGAGAGCCCAAAGACAAACAUAAAUUUCCAAAACAUCAAAGGGAGCAGUUACGUUGUUUACAAGCUCUCAGUUGGCUGACCAGUUCUGACCUUCUUGCUGCAAUAAUCAGUUCUAUGGCUGAAUUACAAGAAGUCAUUAGUAAAACAGAUCCAAAUUCCAGAAUUUGUGGACAUUUGCUUGUAGGUGCAGCCAAAAAUUCUUUUGCUAAACUAAUGGAUAAAAUUAGUCUGGCAAUGGAGAGUAUACCUCUGCACAAUAGCAGGAGUAUCACGUAUGUGGACAAAGAUUCCCUGGUUCAAAGGCUGGCACGUGGACUUCAUAAAGUAAACACACUGGCCCUGAAAUAUGGUUUGCGUGGCCAUGUGCCCAUUAUGAAAAGCACAGCAUCAUUACAGAAGCAGAUAUUUGGAUUUACACAAAGACUGCAUGCAGCAGAAGUGGAGCGUCGUUCUUUGCGCCUGGAAGUUACAGAAUUCAGACGCAAUGUGAAUGAAAUGAAAAAGGAGCUCGAUAAAGCCCAGGGUCUCCAAAUGCAAUUGAAUGAAUCUCAGCAGUCUAAACUGAUCACCCAUGAGAAGUUUGAAAGUGCAUGUGAAGAACUCAAUAAUGCAUUACUUCGGGAACAACAGGCACAAAUGCUAUUGAAUGAACAGGCACAACAAUUACAGGAGUUGAAUUAUAGACUGGAAUUGCACUCCAGUGAGGAAGCUGACAAAAACCAAACUCUUGGAGAAGCUGUUAAGAGUCUCUCCGAGGCAAAGAUGGAGCUGAGAAGAAAAGAUCAAUCUCUGCGUCAGCUCAAUAGACAUCUUACCCAGCUGGAGCAGGACAAGCGUCGACUGGAGGAGAACAUCCAUGAUGCAGAGAGUGCCCUCCGCAUGGCAGCCAAAGACAAAGAAUGUGUUGCCAAUCACAUGAGAACAGUAGAAAAUAUGCUUCAUAAGGUCAGAGAUCAGAUCUCGCUGUCACGGACUGCAGCAAGUAGGAAUGACUUCACCCUGCAGCUACCCAAACUGCACCUGGAGACCUUUGCAAUGGAGGGGCUCAAGGGCGGGCCAGAGGUGGUAGCAUGCCAGGCUAUGAUUAAAAGUUUCAUGGAUGUCUACCAGCUUGCAAGUGCUAGAAUCGCUACACUAGAGAAGGAAAUGACCUCUCAUCGAAGUCACAUUGCAACCUUGAAAUCAGAGCUUCACACAGCUUGUUUACGUGAAAAUGAAAGUUUACAAUCAAAGGAUUAUUAUUUGGAUAGAGACACUGAUAUGGAAUUUAAUGAAGUAACCUCCAGGUAAGUUGCCUUCGUAAACUUUCAAAUACUUUAUUUCAAUAUUGUGGAUGUUUUGAGCCCUUCAAGAAUUAAAAACAAGCAAAACCCAGCCAUGAUUCAGUUAGUUGAGAGGGUGUGAACAAUGUAGUUCCUGUGGUGAAAAGUGUGGCUUCUGAGUGCAGGUCCCUCGUUCUAAAUUAUAACCCAGUCAGAUUAGAAUCCAAGCCGUCUGCUUCGCUUCUCGAGCUGUCCUAUGAGACUGCAGUGUGGAAUGAGGUGAGUCUCUACCAUCCUGGCACUUCAGAUACAGCAGAGAACACAACAUUCUACAAAUACUUAACCACUGGGACUUAGGCCCAAGGUGAGGAAGGACCCACUUGAGGAAUUAAAAUCGUAGUUGAAAAAUGAAGUUAAAGAAGGAAUUGAUAAGGGAAAAUAUGGAUGCACCUAAAAUUGAAGUCAGGCUGGAGCAGAGCAGUUCAGGUAAAGGACUAGGUGAGACGUGACACUGGAGGGGCCGUUUACGCGCAUCCAUUUUCAUCAUGGAUGAUAUCUGGAUUGUUACUUUGGGGAAAUGAUAUUGUAAAUUUUAUGCUUGUAUAAAUACAGCUUUAUAUUGCUUGCUAGAUAUAUAUACUUGGGUUUUCUGCAAACAAUUCAAAUUCACUGAGGUCCCUAUUCAACUCUUCCAUGCCCUCUCUUAUUUAAAAGUUCUCAUUUGCUGCCUUAUUUCUCACCUAACUGGCGACCUUGCAGCCCAAGGUGGAGCCCAUAACAUUUUGCUCCCUCUCCAUCACCAGUGUUUAAUCAGUUGCUAAGUCUAACUAUUCCAGCCACCCCAGAUCUCUGAGAUCCAUCCUCUCCUUUCUACCCUGUGGUCAUAUGACUGUUUCUCUUGGCAAUUGGAAUGACCUUCCAGUAAGUUUCCCCGGAUCUAGCCCUUUCUCCUUCCAUCCUGUCUGCCACAAUAGUGCCAGAAUUCUCUUUCAAGAACACCUAUGGUCAGAUUUUAGCUUUAUUCAAAGCAUAUUUUAGCUUUAAGUUUUCCUCACAAUAAAGUACAAGUUCUUUGUUAUUAACAUUCAAGCAUAUUCUAACUCCAUCUGAUUUUCAAUUGGUGGAAGUAAGAGUUUCCUGUGUUAGGUUCAUUUAUUGCUGUAUUCGUCUGGGCACUGUAUACCAGUUGGAUUUACAUACUCAAGUCAUUGUAUUUUUAUAACUAUAACUUGAAUCUUUGAGGUGAUGUCUUAACUCAAUUCAUACUCUAUUAUAAUGAUAUUACUUUAACAAAUAUUGGUUAAUUUGAAUUGAAAUUCAUAGGAAGAGCACUGCUUCUGUAAUAUUUGUUUAAUACAUACUUGUUAUUGAACAUAUAUUAUGCACAGAUCAUAGUUCCCCUCCAGGUUUUCCCCUACCAAAUAUUCUCAAAUUAAUUACCUUCAAAUGAUGUUUUAUAUUCUCUGGUGAGCACUUUUAGUGAAAAAAAAAAGAAUAAUUAACAUAUUAUUAAAACUGUGGAAACAUUUUAUUUUGAAAGAAGUUAUUGAUUUGAGAAGCAGAGAGAGAGAAACCAAGAAAGAGAAUGCACCAUUUACUUGCUCAUUCCCCAGAUGCUGCAGUUGGUGUGACUGGGCUGAGCUAGGCCAAAGUUGGUCAAAGGGAACUGAAUCCAGGUUUCCCAUGGGAGUGGCAAGAAGCCGAUUACUUGACUCAUCAUUGCUGCCUCUAAGGCUCUGCAUUAGUGGGAAGCUGGAGUCAAGAGCCAGAGCCAGGAAUUGAACUUAGGCACUUUGAUGUAGGAUACAGGUGUUUUAACUUGGUAUCUAAUCACUAAGGUAAACUCCCACUAUGUUAAAAUUUUAACAAAAUAAUUUCAAUUAGUAUAAAUUGGACAUUUCUUUUUUUCCUCAUUGCUCUACCUAAAAAUAAAACAAGUAAACUCUGUCUCUCCAUAAUGCUGCCUUUCAAAUAAAAUAUUUUUUUUUGAACAGGUAGAGUUAGACAGUGAGAGAAGGAGAGACAAAGAGAAAGGUCUUCCUUCCGUUGGUUCACCCCUCAAAUGUCCGCUACAGCCAACACUGCGUCAAUCCGAAGCCAGGAGCCAGGUGCCUCCUCCUGGUCUCCCUUGCUGGUGCAGGGCCCAAGCACUUGGGCCAUCUUCCACUGCCUUCCUUGGCCACAGCAGAGAGCUGGACUGGAAGAGGAGCAACUGGGUCAGAAUCCGGCGCCCUGACUGGGACUAGAACCCGGAGUGCCACCACCGCAGGUGGAGGAUUAGCCUAGUGAGCCGCGGUGCCGGCCAUAAAAUAAAUAAAUCUUUAAAAACAAAAUCAGUAGUCAUUAAGGAAAUGCAAAUCAAAGCUAAGUAGAGCUUCACACACACUAGGAUGGCCAUAAUUUAAACAAAUAAAAAAGGAAAAAUGAUAAAGGUUGCAAGAAUGUGGAGAAAUUGGAACCUCAUUUACAUUGCUGCUAGGAAUGUAAAAUGAUGCAGCCACAGUGGAAAAUGGCUUGAGGAUUCCUCAGUAAAUUAAAUUCAGAGUUACCAUAUUGCCCAACAAUUCCACUACUAGGUAUAGACUCAAAACAAUUGAAAGCAAGUAUUUAAAUACUUGUACCUAAAUAUUUGUAGCAGCACUAUUCACGAUGGUCAAAAUGUAGAAACAACCCAGAUGUUCUUCAGUGGAUAAGUGGAUAAAUAAAUAUGCUAUAUCCAAACAAUGGAAUAUUAUUCAACCACAAAAAAGAAUGAAAUGGUGAUACAUAUAGCAACAUGGAUGUCCCUUGAAAAUAUGCUGGAUGAAAGAAGCCAGACCCAAAAGGCCACGUUUGCGUGAUUCCAUUUAUAUGGAUUUUCCAGGAUAGGUAAAUCCAUAGUGAUUGAAAGCAAAUGGAUGGUUGACAAGAGGCUAGGGGAGGAGACAGUGGAGAAUGACUGCUUAAUCGGUAUGGGUUUUCCUUUAGGGGUGAUGAACUAGAUGGUGAUGAUGGUUGCACAACAUUGCAAAUGUAGUUGAUGCCUCUGAAUUAUACACUUUAAAAUGAUACAUUUUAUGUUGUGUGUAUUUUAUCAUGUUAAAUAUUUCUUUGAGUUCUAAGGUGACAUGGGAUUGUUGUUUACAUAGGACACAAAACUGGAAGUAUGGGUGGAAAGAGUGCGAGAAAAUGUGGGUUCUAGAGCAAGCUGUGUUGCCUACUCAUCGUAGAGCUUUGGGAAAUAAUUCGCACACUUCCUUGUGUCUUGAUGUUCUUGACCGUAAAUUAAUGAGUUUCAACUGCAUGAAAUCUGAAUUCCCUCUCAGCUUUAAAAUUCUUUGAUUGAGGUUCCAAAUACUGAUUCUGGAUACUGGAUUUUAUGUUUUGUCUUGUUUCUGCUUCAAUUUUCAACAAUAAAAUGAGUAUGUAUUUUUAAAUUUGCUUAUAUUCAACAGCAAUAACCCAUUUCCAAAUGCAUUCCAGUUACAUAUGUCUCACAAUGUAACUUGUAACUAGGUAGUCAAAAAGUCCCCAAAGUAAUCUGAAAAUGUAUUAGGAUAUUUGUAAGGAGUAUUUCCUUUUUUAUAUUUGAAGGUUUUUUUGAUAUUUAAUAUGUUAGGAAUGUGAACUUUUAACUCGUGAAACUAUUGUAACAUAUUUGAAAAUUAUAGUAAUUUGAUUAAAAUGUUGCCUAUAAGGCAAAGUUUUAGUUAAUAGAAUCCAUAUGUAAUUAAAAUGCAGAACUAAAUGUAAUCAGACUCCAGUGACUAGUGCCUUCAUAUUGAUAGUUUUACAAUGGCCUCUGGGGUUGAAAGUUUAAAUGUUACAGAAUGUAAUAACACUGCAGAAAACAACUGAAGCUGGCAGUUCAGCUGUUCUAAAAUCAUCAACACCCCUCUUGAUAAAAUGUGCCGAUCACAUCCUAGGUUCUCAUUGUUUGAGGGAUACCUUCUGCUGGCAGGUGGUAGCGGCACGUGACUCUGUGCUCCGCAGCAUUGUUCCAUAAACAGACUGAAGUGAAGGUCCCUGCUGCGAGCCAAACCAUCGUCUUCUUUUUUUAAUAACAGAAUUGCUUCAUUUGGGUGAAUUCAUUCAAUCAUAUGAAAGUUAUAGACACAACACUAUGCGCGAAGCCACAAAAGAAGUUAAAAAAUUUUCCCGAACUUAAAAAAAAUUAUUUUUUCUGGACAGUUUUAAAGAGUCGACAUCCUGUGUUAGAGUUCUCUAAUCAUCACCAGCACAAUUUACAAUCAGAACACACAGAGAGCCAGUUCAGACCAGCUCAUCUGUUGAUCUUGGCAGAGACCCCUCAUCUCACUGUGUGCAGCUGCCCCUUGAGGGCUGGGGGGACUCAGCAGAGAGCCAGAGGAAAGUGGAUGCAAGGCUGGUCGAGUCAUGAACACGUAGGCCUGCUUCAUUUCAACGGUUGUAGAUGGCUUUUAAAAACUUCGUUUCUUAUUUUACUGCUCCCCCCCAACCUCUCUUUUCAACCUGAAAUUGAACGAGGACCUCUCGUGAGCCGCUGCGCUCCAGGCAUGAGAAAUUGUAAUGUCUGGCUUCCAGAAACUGUCCCGUCAAAAUGUGCUUCUGAUUAGGUGGCUUAAUUACAGCUGUGAAAACAAUGUUGAUUUAGGCCUCAGGAUUCCAGGGCAUGUCAACCGUUAUUAGCUAACCUUGGACUGAAUCCACCAUUUUAAAACCCUGCACCACUAAAGUCACCCUGUUUGACAACUUUUUAUUUAGGGGAAAAGUUGCCAGAAGCAAUACAUUUUAUGCAAAAUAUUGUCCACUUCACAAUUUCAACUGCAGUACCAUUAGUGAUCAUUAAAGAGAUAGUUAACUUUGCACUUUAUCAAGAACAAAGAAGUUCUGUUUGUAGAAACAGUAAGUUUUGAAUAGUAUUUUUAAAGGAUUGACUGACAUAAGAAUUAAUUUUAAUUCCUUUAAUUCAGUUUCAUUUUAAAUCCACAAUGUUGGUUUAACCACCCAAUUUUAUUACACCUAAAUUUUCCUGACAGUUUCAUUUGCUGUUAGGAAAUAAAAUUGCAAUUUUUUUUCAACAUGGGAAAUAAUGGCUAGUUUUAAAAACAUUAUGUCUGAAACUUCCCUUCUCAUAAGCUGGUUAAGACACAAUCUCAAUUUACUUUUGG